Molecule: messenger RNA, 1075 nt
Organism: Trichechus manatus latirostris (Florida manatee)
Lineage: Eukaryota; Metazoa; Chordata; Mammalia; Sirenia; Trichechidae
Gene: DUOXA1
Product: dual oxidase maturation factor 1
Exons: 6
Coding region: 19-1047 (342 amino acids)
Biological process (GO): protein transport
Cellular component (GO): endoplasmic reticulum membrane
Source: RefSeq, a predicted model, not a curated record
CCGCACACCCUCACCAAAAUGGCUGCUUUGGGACACACGUUCCCCUUCUAUGCUGGCCCCAAGCCGACCUUCCCGAUGGACACCACCCUGGCCGCGAUCACCACCAUGUUUCUGACAGCUCUAGUCACCUUCAUCGUCAUCCUGCCUGGCAUUCGGGGCAAGAUGAGGCUGUUCUGGCUGCUGCGGGUGGUGACCAGCUUAUUCAUCGGGGCUGUGAUCCUGGCUGUGAAUUUCAGUUCUGAGUGGUCUGUGGGCCAGGUCAGCACCAAUACGUCAUACAAGGCCUUCAGUUCUGAGGGGAUCAGCGCCAACAUUGGACUGCAGGUCGGGCUGGGAGGAGUCAACAUCACACUCACAGGGAUCCCGGUGCAGCAGCUGAACGAGACCAUCAAUUACAAUGAGGAGUUCACCUGGCGCCUGGGUGAGAACUACGCUAAGAAGUAUGCAAAGGCACUGGCGAAGGGGUUGCCCGACCCUGUGCUCUACCUGGCUGAGAAGUUCAGCCCGAGCAGCCCGUGUGGCCUGCACCACCAGUACCGCCUUGCAGGACACUACACGUCGGCCAUGCUGUGGUUGGCAUUUCUCUGCUGGCUGCUGACCAACGUGAUGCUGUCCAUGGCCGUGCUGGUCUACGGCGGCCACAUGCUGCUGGCCACAGGCGUCUUCCAGCUGUUGGCACUGCUCUUCUUCUCCAUGGCCACUUCACUUACCCCUCCCUGUCCCCUGCACCUGGGCACUGCCACGCUGCACACUCACUGUGGGCCUGCCUUCUGGAUCACGUUGACCACAGGACUGCUGUGUGUGUUGCUAGGCCUGGCCAUGGCGGUGGCCCACAGGAUGCAGCCCCACAGGCUAAAGGCUUUCUUCAACCAGAGUGCAGGGGAGGACCCUGUGCUGGAGUGGAGUCCUGAGGAAGGAGGACUCCUGAGCCCCCGCUACCGAUCCAUGGCUGAGAGUCCCAAGACCCAGGACAUCCCUCUGUCAGGGGCUUCCUCCAAGGUGUGCUGCAAGGAGGAGCACCCCAGGGAGCCUGACUGUGCCCUAUAAUCUUCUUCCGACGGCCACCUGGACUUCC